This is a messenger RNA of Gadus macrocephalus (Pacific cod), 4368 nucleotides long. RefSeq names its product diacylglycerol kinase, beta (gene dgkb). Gene Ontology annotation, molecular function: calcium ion binding; ATP-dependent diacylglycerol kinase activity. The coding region runs from base 849 to 3221 and encodes 790 amino acids. Gene Ontology annotation, biological process: diacylglycerol metabolic process; lipid phosphorylation; intracellular signal transduction. The transcript has 25 exons. The record is from RefSeq and is a predicted model, not a curated record. Gene Ontology annotation, cellular component: plasma membrane. Lineage: Eukaryota; Metazoa; Chordata; Actinopteri; Gadiformes; Gadidae.
UCGGUGCUUGCCCUCAUACACACUCCCUCUCCCUCCCUCAUUUUUAUCGUACAUGCACACCUCCCCAUCUCCCUCGCUCUCCAUUCCCCUCGCUCUCGUUCUCUUGCUCACAAUCUCAGUUCUCCGCAUCCAUCUCUCUCUCCUUUCCUCUCUCUCUAACAAUCUUCCCCUUCUAGAGCUCUCUUAUCCCCCUCUCUCUCUCUCUCUCUCUCUCUCUCUCUCUCUCUCUCUCUCCUUUCUUCUCCUCGCUCUUUCACAUUCCAUCCCCUCUGUCAUUCUCAUUCAGUAUCUCUUGAUAGCCCUCUCUCUCUUUUGCCGCUGCAUGUCUCUCGCCCCUCACCUCUCUGCCUCCCUCGGUGCUGUCAGGGUGACAGGCGGUCACUGGAAGAAAACACAAAACCCUCAACAAACAGCAGCCUCACAUUCUCAUAGACUCUCUCAUUCACUCUCUCUCCCUCUGAAUCUUCCCCUCCCACUCUCUCACUCUCUUUCACUUGCUGCACACACACUCACAUCCAUACACAGAACACACCAGUCUCUCUCUCUCUCUCUCUCUCUCUCUCUCUCUCUCUCUCUCUCCCUCUCUCACACAAACACAAAAGACGAUCGUAGGGGUUUCCGCUCCGAGAUGAACGAGAAGAACAUCGUUGAUGUGGUGACCGUCGCUUGAGAAGGAGUAAAGAUCCAACCUUCCUCCCUCUCCUCUUCCUACUUCUCCUCUUCCAUCUCCAUCUCCAUCUCCACUCGCUUCAGCCGGCGCUGGUGCAGCAGCGGGGGGGGGCGGGCCAGUGUGUUUCUGAAGGGUGCCAUGCCUGCUGGUGAUCAGAGAGGAGAGGGCCAGUGACAUCAUGACAGACCACGACAAGUGGGUCACACUGACCCCCACAGAGUUCUCCCUGCUCCAGGACUACGCCCAGUACUCGACCAAGAAGCUCAAAGAUGUCCUCCAGGAGUUCCACGGGGAUGGGGUGUUGGCCAAGUACAACCCAGAGGAGAAACAGGAAAUCCUUAGCCAGGAGAUUGACUUUGAGGGGUUUAAGGUGUUCAUGCAGACCUUCCUGGAGAGCGAGCUGCCUGAAGAGUUCUGUCAGCAUCUCUUCUUGUCCUUUAGCAACAAGGGUCCCAGACCCAGUCCCUCAUCCUGUGACAAGCCCAAGGUGUCUGGGCUGAAGCUGAUAAAAGGCACGUCGACCCCCCUGAAGACCCCCCCCCCGGCGGCGGUGGUGGUGGCGGCGUCCCCGCCCCUGAACUCGGUGCAGCUGAAGGACAUCGUGUGCUACCUGUCCCUGAUGGAGGGCGGGCGGCCUGAGGACAAACUGGAGUUCAUGUUCCGUCUCUACGACACCGACGGGAACGGCUCUUUGGACAGCUCGGAGUUGGAGCAUAUCAUCUCCCAGAUGAUGCACGUGGCUGAGACCCUGGAGUGGGAUGUGACCGAACUCAAACCGAUCCUCCAGGAGAUGAUGCAGGAGAUCGACUACGACCACGACGGGGCCGUAUCCCUCGAGGAGUGGAUCCAGGGGGGCAUGACCACCAUCCCCCUGCUGGUCCUGCUGGGCCUCGAGACUAAUGUGAAGGAUGAUGGGCAGCAUGUGUGGAGGCUGAAGCACUUCAACAAGCCGGCCUACUGCAACCUGUGUCUCAACAUGCUCAUCGGCCUGGGCAAGCAGGGCCUCUGCUGCUCCUUCUGUAAGUAUACGGUCCACGAGCGCUGCGUGGCUCGGGCGCCGGCGUCCUGCAUCAAGACCUACGUCAAGACCAAGAAGAACACGGAGGUGAUGCACCAUUUCUGGGUGGAGGGGAACUGCCCCACCAAGUGUGACAAGUGUCACAAGACCAUUAAGUGCUACCAGGGUCUGACUGGGCUUCACUGCGUCUGGUGCCAGAUCACGCUCCAUAACAAGUGUGCCUCACAUGUGAAGCCGGAGUGCGACUGCGGGCCCCUCAAAGAUCACAUCCUACCGCCUAACACCAUUUGUCCCGUGGUGCUGGAGAGGCAGUCGACAGUGCGGAAGGACUCCAGAUGCAGCCAGACAAGCCGAGGGAAGAUGCAGAGAGCCAACUCUGUCACCGUGGAUGGCCAGGGCCUGCAGAUAACAACAUUAGAGGGCACUCAUCCUCUGCUGGUGUUUGUCAAUCCUAAAAGUGGGGGCAAGCAAGGCGAGAGGAUUUAUCGGAAGUUCCAGUACCUUCUGAACCCGAGACAGGUGUACAACCUGGCCAAGACCGGACCCAUGCCGGGGUUGAACUUCUUCAGAGACGUUCCUGACUUCCGCGUGUUGGCGUGCGGCGGAGACGGAACGGUUGGUUGGAUCCUGGACUUCAUCGAUAAGGCCAACCUAAACAGGAACCCCCCCGUGUGUGUACUUCCUCUUGGCACAGGAAAUGACCUGGCCCGCUGCCUGCGCUGGGGGGGAGGCUACGAGGGCGAGAGCCUGCUGAAGAUCCUGCGGGACAUCGAGACCAGCGCCGAGGUGACGCUAGACCGCUGGCGGAUCGACGUGACGCCGUCGGACCGUGAGGAACCCGGAGACCCGGCGCCCUACAGCAUCAUCAACAACUACUUCUCCAUCGGCGUGGACGCCUCCAUUGCCCACCGCUUCCACAUCAUGAGGGAGAAACACCCUGAGAGGUUCAACAGCAGAACAAAGAACAAGCUGUGGUACUUUGAGUUCGGCACCUCAGAGACCUUCUCUGCCACGUGUAAGAAGCUGCACGACUUUCUGGAGGUGGAGUGUGACGGCAUCAGCCUGGACCUCAGCACCAUCUCCCUUGAGGGCAUCGCCAUUCUCAACAUUCCCAGCAUGCACGGCGGCUCCAACCUCUGGGGUGAAAGCAAAAAGAGGAGGGUCAACCGAAGGGCGGCCAAGAAGGCCCAAGACAAGAGGACGACGGUGCUGGACCCAAAGGAGCUCAUGUUUGCGGUCCAAGACAUCUCGGACCAGCUCCUGGAGGUGGUGGGGCUGGAGGGAGCCAUGGAGAUGGGUCAGAUCUACACCGGUCUGAAGAGUGCUGGGAGACGUCUGGCCCAGUGCUCCUCUGUAACCAUUAGGACCACAAAGUCUCUCCCAAUGCAGAUCGAUGGAGAGCCUUGGAUGCAAGCCGCCUGCACGAUUCAAAUUGACCACAAGAACAAGGCGCCCAUGUUGAUGGGCACACCGCAGGGCACCGGCUUUUUCUCCUCUAUCAUCAGGAGGACACGCAGCGAGAGCAAAGACUGAUGGGAAAUUGUCUCGGGCAAGGCUCUGAAACGCCGGUCAAAAUGUUAGCUAGCCCCAGCUAGCUCUGAAGUAACAGCGCUCAGAAAGGCUGUGUCAUCCACAGUGAAUCCACCACAACUCGGAUACAAGGCCACGGAAGGAUGGGGACCGUAUGGGUAUUUAUUGAGGGCGUUCGCGAGCUACAGCCCCACACCCUGCCUCUGUUGUGAGGCCGUCACCGGUUGGAGGUGAGGUGUAGCGGAAGAGGCGGUGGCGUGUGGGUCGCCACAUCACAACUUGGAGGAGAUCUCUCUGUCUCUCCUUUUUUUUUUUUUUGCUUUAACAUGUGCAGUCUACGAAUGCGCUUUGGGAAGGGGUACAGUUUAACAAUAUAUAUACAGUUGGUAUAUAUAUAUAUAUAUAUAUAUCUUUAUUUUCAAUGUUUUUUGAUGGAUUUCACCUCUCGCUACAAAUGAGUAGAUUGAGUAGACAUAUCUCCAGUUGCGACUUGCUCCGUGUGAAGGGCCUGGUAUUUGCCACGCAGGUCAGAGACAUGUUAUUCAGAUUGAGGCGGACAUGUUAUAUUUUGUGAGACUUUUGGACAACAUCAAGGGAAAUAUUCCAGAGGAUUAUUGACUGUUUACUGAAAAGUUUUUAAAAAGCAUGCAAUCGUCUAUUUUUUUGCACGAAAGAUGUAUAUGUUCGCUAGCAGUUGUGUGCACAAUUUCUGUUGCAUGGCAGGGCGAGAUCUGUUAUUGAACCCUGUGGAAAAUGAAUAGAUAUUUGUCAAAAAGGUUAUUGCCAGAAUUUUUAGCAAUGCCAUUACCAGAAGGUAUAUCCAUAUCACAUCAAAUAUUCAGUUGAUGGACAUUUUUUUAUAUUGGGUCCUAUGUUUUUAUAUACUGGCACUCAGGUAUAUUUUUAUUUCAAGUUGCUAAAAGUUAAAAUGACGCAAAAUAAUAUAUUAAAUUAUUUUGCUGAGCGGCAUCCUUACAGCUGCACUUAGUCCCUUUUUUGACUGAAGCCAUCACUUUUUCCUCAAAAAUAUUUCGCUAGAAGACACACUUUUCUAACCAAAAGGGUAGAGGUGCUUGACAUCAUGUCCGCUCCAACCCUAACAUUGGUAAAACAUUGAUAAUUGCAGCCGUUUCAGAUAAGCCCAUCUAAC